Acanthaster planci (crown-of-thorns starfish) is the source of this 573-nucleotide messenger RNA. RefSeq names its product cystine/glutamate transporter-like. Gene Ontology annotation, molecular function: L-amino acid transmembrane transporter activity. Gene Ontology annotation, biological process: amino acid transmembrane transport. The record is from RefSeq and is a predicted model, not a curated record. NCBI's taxonomy places the organism in Eukaryota, Metazoa, Echinodermata, Asteroidea, Valvatida, Acanthasteridae. Gene Ontology annotation, cellular component: membrane.
AUGGAUGAAACGAACGGAGUAAGACGAGUCAGCCGGGCUAGCGCGUCGUCCCAGCGUCAGACACAAGCGGAUAAUAUCUCCGUUCACGGGAGCGCGGGGAGUGCUGAUCGUGUGGGGCUCAAACGCCAGAUCGGCCUGGCGGGAUGCAUCGCCUUCGUGGUCGGCACGGUCAUCGGCUCCGGGAUCUUCAUCUCCCCGAAGGGCGUCCUGCAGAACACCGGCAGCGUAGGCCUGUCCCUCAUGGUCUGGGUAGCCUGCGGUAUACUGUCGGCUAUCGGAGCCCUAUGCUAUGCCGAGCUCGGAACCAUGAUCUCUAAAUCCGGGGGAGACUUUACCUACAUCUUGGACAGCUUCGGGCCAGUGCCGGCUUUUCUGCGUAUCUGGACGCUCAUCGUGGCAGUGCGCACUGCCUCCUUCGCUGUCCUAGUCAUAACCGCCUCGACAUACCUGAUAGGACCGUUCUUUGGAGAGUGCGGCGUCCCUGUGGUUGUCAUUCAGUUACUAGGGGCUGCAAUCAUAGGUAAGAACAACUCUGAAGAGAACCAGCAAGCCAGUUUUAUCACAUAUAUUUAG